Molecule: messenger RNA, 2847 nt
Organism: Nerophis lumbriciformis (worm pipefish)
Lineage: Eukaryota; Metazoa; Chordata; Actinopteri; Syngnathiformes; Syngnathidae
Source: RefSeq, a predicted model, not a curated record
AUGGGUGACCGUCUGGAGGACCAUCUUCAAUGUCCCACCUGUCUGGACAUCUUCAAAGAUCCUGUCAUUCUUCCAUGCAGUCACAGCUUCUGCCGUGCGUGUCUGCAGCAGUGGAAGGACAAAGGAGAACGAUCGUGUCCACUCUGUAGGACAGAGUUUAGUUCGAUGGAUCCGCCUCCGAACUUGGCACUGAGGAAUGUGUGUGAGAACUCUUCACGGGCCUCAGUCAAGUCAGUUGACAUCUGCAGCUUGCACCAAGAGGAACUCAAACUCUUCUGUUUGGACCACCAGGAGCUUGUGUGCCAUAUCUGCAGGGACGCAGAAAUCCACGUUGGUCACAAGUUCCGGCCCCUGGAAGAAGUUGUGAAAGGUCAUCGUGAGGAACUCCAGAAAGGCCUGCAGAAUGCCAAGGAAAGACUCCAAGAUUACAACGACUGUCGAGAGAACUGCAAUGAACAGGUAGAGUACAUAAAAGUCCAGAAGGAGAAGGUCGAACGCAAGAUUAAGAAGGAUUUUGAGGAGCUCCGGUGCUUUCUCGACGUCGAGGAGGAGGCCAGGUUGGCUGCGAUAAGGGAGAAAGAGCAGAAGGAGAGUGAGAUCAUGAAGGAGAAGAUUGUGGUUCUGGGCCAACAAAUGACCGUUCUCUCGGAUGUCAUCAGGAGCACUGAGGAGCAGCUGGCGUCUGGUAAUGUUUCUUUCAUGAAGAAGUUCAAGACUGCUAUGAGCAGAAUCCAGGAGCUGCCUGAAAAGCCGCAGCUGCUGCCAGGAGGUCUGCUGGACGAAGCCAAACACGUGGGCAAUCUCAAAUUCAAGGUGUGGGAGCGGAUGAAGGAGACGCUCGCCUACAGUCCCGUCAUUCUGGACCCCAACACGGCCAAUCCAGGAAUCCGUCUCUCCGAAAAUCUGACCAGUCUGAGUUGGGAAGACGUACAGCAGAAGCGUCCAAAGAAUCCAGAGAGACCCCAGACGAGGCGGUCUGUGCUGGGUGCUGCUUUGGACUCGAGACACGUGUGGACCGUUGAGGUGGGAGACAACAAUGACUGGAAAGUGGGAAUCAUGUGGGGGGACCCUUGUUUGCCAGAGAAAAUGAUUGGUUGGUUUAUUGGAUUUUGUGAUGGUAAAUACCAAAAGCCCGGUGGCAAAUAUGGAGAAUGGAAUCCGCCUGUCAAAGUGCAGAGAAUCCGAGUUGAAGUGGACAUAAAUGAAAGGGUGGUGUCCUUCUCUGAACCUCUUACAAACACCGAAUUGUGGAACAUUGAGAAGCCUUCCACUUGGCCAGACUUGUCCAGUAACAACAAAAUGUAUCCUUACUUUCGCACAGGACAUUGGAGUCCUCUAAAAUUAAUCCCCUUUCCACCUUGUGUUACGCUAGCCAUCAAACAACCGCAGCUCGACAUUCUGAACUUGUGCGCCGAGCCAAUCGCCGUCUUCUCUAAAACAAUGGCUGGACAUCUGGAGGACCAUCUUCAAUGUCCCACCUGUCUGCAAAUCUUCAACGAUCCUGUCAUGCUGCCGUGCAGUCACAACUUCUGCCGUGCGUGUCUGCAGCAGUGGAAGGACAAAGGAGAACGAUCGUGUCCAAUCUGUCGGACAGAGUUUAGUUCGAUGGAUCCGCCUCCGAACUUGGCACUGAGGAAUAUGUGUGAGAACCUUUCAUGUGCCUCGCUCAAAUCCGAAGACAUCUGCAGCUUGCAUGAGGAGAAACUUCAACUCUUCUGUUUGGACCACCAGGAGCUUGUGUGCCAUAUCUGCAGAGACGCAGAAAUCCACGUUGGUCACAAGUUCCGGCCCCUUGAAGAAGUUGUGAAAGGUCAUUAUGAGGAACUCCAGAAAGGCCUGCAGAAGGCCAAGGAAAGACUCAAAGAUUACAACGACUGUCGAGAAAACUGCAAUGAACAAGCAGAGCACAUCAAAGUCCAGAGGGAGAAUGUCGAACGCAAGAUUAAGAAGGAUUUUGAGGAGCUCCGUCACUUCCUCGACGUCGAGGAGGAGGCCAGGUUGGCUGCGGUCAGGGAGGAAGAGAAGAUGAAGAGUCACACGACUACGGAGAAGAUUGCGGCUCUCGACAGACAAAUGGCCGCUCUCUCGAAUCUCAUCAGAAGCACUGAGGAGCAGCUGGCGUCUGGCAAUGUUUCUUUCAUGAAGAAGUUCAAGACUGCGAUGAGCAGAAUCCAGGAGCUGCCUGAAAAGCCGCAGUUGCUGCCAGGAGGUCUGCUGGACGAAGCCAAACACGUGGGCAACCUCAAAUUUAAGGUGUGGGAGCGGAUGAAGGAGACACUCGCCUACAGUCCCGUCAUUCUGGACCCCAACACGGCCAAUCCAAGGAUCAGUCUGUCUGAAGAUCUGAACAGUCUGAGUUGGGAAGACGUAGAGCAGGAGCGUCCAAAGAAUCCAGAGAGGCCCCAGACGUGGCGGUGUGUGCUGGGUGGUGCUUUGGACUCGGGAAGACACGUGUGGGAUGUGGAGGUGGUAGACAACAUUGAAUGGCAAGUGGGGAUUAUUUGGGGGGACCCAUGUUUGCCAGAUGAAAUGAUUGGUUGGUUCAUUUGGUUUCGUGAUGGGGUAUACAAAAAGCCCUAUUGCGAUGAUGGAGAAUGGAAUCCGCCUGUCAAAGUGCAGAGGAUCAGAGUUGAAGUGGACAUAAAUGAAAGGGUGGUGUCCUUCUCUGAACCUCUUACAAACACCGAAUUGUGGAACACUAAGAAGCCUUCCAAUUGGCCAGACUUGUCCGGUAACAACAAAAUGUAUCCUUACUUUCAGACAGCACAUAAGAGUCCUCUAAAAUUAAUCCCCUUUCCACCUUGUGUUACGACAGCUAUAGUUAGCGAUCGUGUUGACACGGCUUGA